Molecule: messenger RNA, 477 nt
Organism: Boleophthalmus pectinirostris (great blue-spotted mudskipper)
Lineage: Eukaryota; Metazoa; Chordata; Actinopteri; Gobiiformes; Gobiidae
Product: prospero homeobox protein 1-like
Exons: 4
Coding region: 1-477 (158 amino acids)
Biological process (GO): regulation of transcription by RNA polymerase II
Cellular component (GO): nucleus
Molecular function (GO): DNA-binding transcription factor activity, RNA polymerase II-specific; RNA polymerase II cis-regulatory region sequence-specific DNA binding
Source: RefSeq, a predicted model, not a curated record
AUGUACGCCAGCAUCAGCAAUGAGGGACUGACAACAAACCAUCUGAAGAAAGCAAAGCUCAUGUUCUUUUACACCCGCUACCCAAGCUCCCAUGUGCUGAAGAUGUGUUUCAGUGAUGUACAGUUUACUCGCUGCGUCACUUCCCAGCUGAUCAAGUGGUUUAGUAACUUCAGGGAGUUCUUCUACAUCCAGAUGGAGAAGUUUGCGAGGCAUGCCGUCCUUCAGAGGGUGACUGAUGGCGAGGUGCUAACUGUGGGCAGAGAAUCAGAGCUUUUCAGAGUCCUGAACCUGCACUACAACAAGACCACCGACUUCCAGGUGCCUGACAGGUUCCUUGAAGUUGCUGAGAUUACGCUGAGAGAGUUUUACGUUGCCAUUUGUCUGGGGAAGGAUCAAGACCCAUCCUGGAAAAAAGCCAUCUACAGGGUCAUCAGUAAACUGGACAGUGAUGUUCCAGCGCACUUCAUUUUGAAUUAG